AUGGAGCUGGGAGUAUCAGGGACGCUUCUCCUUGCCGUCUUGGUCAGCCUUAUCCUGUAUUUCUUCACAUGGAGGAGGAAACUAAAAAAAAAAAAUCUGCCCCCCGGACCACCACCACUGCCCAUACUGGGCACCAUGCUGCACGUGAGCACUAAAGAAAUGCCCCAGUCUUUGAUGAAGCUUAGUGAGACCUAUGGGCCGGUGUUCACCAUCUACCUGUCCAGUGCACCAGCGGUGGUCUUGGCCGGCUAUGAUUGUGUGAAAGAGGCUUUGAUAGACAAUGGGCAUAUGUUCAGUGUCAGAGGGCCUUCAGAAUUGGGUAAUUUGCUCUUCAAAGGUUGUGGAGUGAUAUUAACCAAUGGUGAAAGAUGGAAACAGCUGCGCAGGUUUUCUCUCACUACUCUGAGAAAUUUUGGUAUGGGGAAGAGGAGCAUUGAAGAACGUAUACAAGAGGAGGCGCGUUACUUGGCAGAAGAGAUUAAGAAGAAUGGAGGAACGCCCUUUGACCCAACAUAUCUAUUGACCUUGGCGGUGUCCAAUGUUAUCUGCUCGAUAGUGUUUGGAGAACGUUUUGACUAUAAAGAUAAUAAGUUCAAGACACUUCUUACCUUACUAAAAGAAAUGUUCCUACUUAUGUCUUCUGCUUGGGGAAUACUUCUCAAUAUCUUUCCCAAGACUCUCCACUUUCUUCCCGGACCCCACCAAAAGAUAUUUACAAAUCUGGAAAAACUGAAGGACUUUGUGGCAGAAUCCUUGGAAAGCCACAAAGCGACACUUGAUCCUAAUUGUCCUCGGGACUUCAUUGACUGCUUCUUAAUAAAGAUGGAAGAGGACAAGAACAAUCCGAAAACGGAAUUCCACUUUGAUAAUUUAUUUGGCACGGUCAUUGACCUCUUCUUUGCUGGCACAGAAACAACAAGCACAACCCUGAAAUAUAGUUUACUCUAUCUGCUCAAAUACCCUGAUGUGCAAAGAAAAAUUCAUGAGGAGAUGGAUCAGGUGAUUGGCCAGAAUCAAUGUCCUUCAGUAGAAGACCGAGUCCAGAUGUCAUACAUGGAUGCUGUUAUCCAUGAAAUUCAAAGGUUUGCUGACAUCACACCUUUGGCACUUCCACACUCAACCAUUCAAGACACGAAAUUCAGAGGAUACCACAUUCCCAAGGACAUUAUUAUUUUCCCCUUGCUGACCUCCGUCUUGAAGGACCCCAAAUGUUUUAAGAACCCGAAAAAUUUUGAUCCUACAAAUUUUCUGAAUGACAAUGGCAGCUUCCAGAAGAAUGAGGCCUUUGUACCUUUCUCCCUAGGCAAAAGAAGUUGCAUUGGAGAGGGUCUGGCACGGAUGGAAAUAUUUCUUUUUCUUACCACCAUAUUACAAAAAUUUUACCUGAAAUCAGAAGUGGCUCCCGAGGAUCUUGAAAUAAUCCCAGAACCAAACAAAAAUGGAGGAGUACCAAGGACCUACCAGAUGUAUGUGACCCCCAGAUGACCAAAGUACUCCAAAGAAGCUUUAAUUAAUUUCUUAGUAAUUAAAGGGGUUGUCUCACUUCAGAAAAAGGCAUUUAUUAUGUAGACAAAGUUGUCUACUUUGAUGGCUUGAUUCAUUUCUUUCAUCACAUUAUAUACUGCUCGUUUCCAGAGGUUAUGGCUACUGCUGAGGCACAGAUGAAAGGCGGCAAGGACGGGAGCUGCUGUGCAUGUGUGCCUAUUAGCACUCCUAUGGUCCCGGCCACCAGGGAGGCCGGCCCUUAAUCCUAUAGUGUGCAAGCAUAUCCACCGCUGCUGGAUUGCUGGGUGGUCAUAACCCCUGGAAACGAGCAGUGUAUAAUGUGAUGAAAAAAUGAAUCCAGGCAGCAAAGGAGGCAAUAUGGACAACCGCAAUACAUUAGUAAGUGUAUGUGCUCACUUUGUCUACAUGACAAAUGGAAUUUGCUGAAGUGAGACAACCCCAUUAAAUCUUUUCAAUGAAUAACAUGAGUUUGUCAUAUAUGUAGAAUUUUCUAAGGAUGAAACACCUGUAAUAUGUGAAAACGUACACUAUGAUAUACAGUACUCUUUGUAUAUUUUACAAACUAAAAACCCUGCUAUACUUAAUAUAGCCAA
Messenger RNA from Bufo bufo (common toad), 2099 nucleotides. Its product is annotated as cytochrome P450 2G1-like. Gene Ontology annotation, cellular component: intracellular membrane-bounded organelle; cytoplasm. Gene Ontology annotation, biological process: xenobiotic metabolic process. Gene Ontology annotation, molecular function: oxidoreductase activity, acting on paired donors, with incorporation or reduction of molecular oxygen, reduced flavin or flavoprotein as one donor, and incorporation of one atom of oxygen; iron ion binding; heme binding. Bases 1 to 1485 code for a protein of 494 amino acids. The transcript has 10 exons. NCBI's taxonomy places the organism in Eukaryota, Metazoa, Chordata, Amphibia, Anura, Bufonidae. The record is from RefSeq and is a predicted model, not a curated record.